Molecule: messenger RNA, 3125 nt
Organism: Struthio camelus australis
Lineage: Eukaryota; Metazoa; Chordata; Aves; Struthioniformes; Struthionidae
Gene: VEGFC
Product: vascular endothelial growth factor C
Biological process (GO): vascular endothelial growth factor signaling pathway; response to hypoxia; positive regulation of angiogenesis
Cellular component (GO): membrane
Molecular function (GO): growth factor activity; chemoattractant activity; vascular endothelial growth factor receptor 3 binding
Source: RefSeq, a predicted model, not a curated record
UUUGGAGCUUAGAGGAGUAGAUUGGUCUCUAGGUUGCCGAUCGGUGAUGUUAAAAAGAUAAGAUUGAGAAACAGUGUAGAACUGCUGGAGGAGUGGCUUGAUGCUCUCAGCUUCCGUGAGCGUAUUGAACAUACGACUUUGGUCUGAUGAGGCCUUGUCUCUGGCACUGGGGAAACGCUGUGCAAAUCAUUAUAUUUGCAGUGAUAUCUGUCAAGAAGGUGAGUUUGCCCCAAGUAUGUCAAUGUCUGUGUGUGUGUGUGACUUUUGAACACUUCUUCACUGUUUUUUAUCAUUAAUUUGUGUUUCAGAAUGCACCUGUUUGCUCUCUUGAGAUAUUCAUCUAACAAAAUUAUUGUCUUAUAGCCUCAUAAAAAUCCAUGGUAACUAUCAUUUAGAAAAAGAAAAUUGCCGAUUGAAGGUAAUGACGUGAAUUUGUCAUAGCUACCAGUAUAUUUUCUUUGGGUUUUUCUUUUCCAAACACUUGGAGCAUUCCUUUUCUUCCCAGGAGAGAGAGAUAUGUAACAAGGUUAAGCAGAAACUCUUCUAAUCAGGUCUAAAACCUACCAGUUUAACGGCUGCCUCCAAGUUUAUGAAGUGUGCCUUGCUCUGUGUCUUGAUGCUACACACACUGAUAAAGAGAUGAGGCUAGGUUUUCUACUCCAAAAAAUAGUGGUGUUCCAGCAUAAACCUCAUUCCCAGUAAUCAAGCAGUGCUAAACUGAGCAGGCUCAUGCAAGCAAAGACCUGGAAGAGCAGCUGCGGUCCGUGUCCAGCGUGGAUGAACUCAUGACAGUGCUUUACCCAGAAUACUGGAAAAUGUUCAAAUGUCAACUGAGGAAAGGAGGCUGGCAGCACAACAGGGAACACUCCAGGUUUGACACAAGAUCAGAUGAUUCACUGAAAUUUGCUGCCGCACACUAUAAUGCAGAGAUCCUGAAAAGUAUUGAUACUGAAUGGAGAAAAACUCAGUGCAUGCCACGUGAAGUUUGCGUGGAUGUGGGAAAAGAGUUUGGAGCAACUACAAACACCUUCUUUAAACCCCCAUGUGUAUCCAUCUACAGAUGUGGAGGUUGCUGCAAUAGUGAAGGACUCCAGUGUAUGAAUAUCAGCACAAAUUACAUCAGCAAAACAUUGUUUGAGAUUACAGUGCCACUCUCCCAUGGCCCUAAACCUGUAACUGUCAGUUUUGCCAAUCACACGUCGUGCCGAUGCAUGUCAAAGCUGGAUGUCUACAGACAAGUUCAUUCUAUCAUAAGACGUUCCUUGCCAGCAGCACAAACUCAGUGCCAUGUGGCAAACAAGACCUGUCCAAAAAAUCAUAUCUGGAAUAAUCAAAUUUGCCGAUGUUUGGCACAACAUGAUUUUGGUUUCUCUUCUCACCUUGGAGAUACUGAUGCUUCUGAAGGAUUCCAGAUUUGUGGACCAAACAAAGAGCUGGAUGAAGAAACCUGCCAAUGUGUCUGCAAAGGAGGCGUGCGGCCCUCAAGCUGUGGACCUCACAAAGAAUUAGACAGAGCAUCAUGUCAGUGCAUGUGCAAAAACAAACUUCUCCCUACUUCCUGUGGGCCCAACAAAGAAUUUGAUGAAGAUAAAUGCCAGUGUGUAUGUAAAAAAACCUGUCCUAAACAUCAGCCACUAAAUCCUGCAAAAUGCACCUGUGAAUGUAUAGAAUCUCCCAAUAAAUGCUUCUUAAAAGGAAAAAGGUUCCAUCACCAGACAUGCAGUUGUUACAGACCGCCAUGUACAGUUCGAACGAAACGCUGCGAUGCUGGAUUUUAUUUCAGUGAAGAAGUGUGCCGCUGUGUACCCACAUACUGGAAAAGACCACUUAUGAAUUAGUGAAGAGAGCACUACUUGCCAUUUUGGUGUACAUUUUUCCAUUAGAACAAAAGAACAACAGAAACUUCGCUAAUAUUUGGAAUUAAAUGUUCACCAGAGACCCUGUGGGGCUUUCAGAGACAGACACAUUGUGCUUUUCUCAAGAUGUGGAAAGCAAAUGUAGAAAAUAACUGGGGUCUAUGUUUUGUAAAGAACUCAGUAAGGACUUAUUUUCUGCCAAUGACCAAACAGCCUAGGUUUUCCUUCUUGUGAUUUUUUUUUUUAAGAGAUAAUGACUAUAUAAUUUAUUUCCACUAAAAACAUUGUGCAGCAUUCCUGUUUAUAGCAGUAACAAUUGUUAAAGCUCACUGUGAUCAAUAUUUUUAUAUCAUGCAAAGUAUGUUUAAAAUAAAAUGAAAAUUGUAUUAUAUAAUGGUGAGAAUGUUUGAUCGACUGUCCAUAGAAAGGAAUUACAAUUCAGCUAAAUUACUGGAGUUCAGAAAAGCAGGGGAAAGGGAGGUUAAGAGAAAGCACUUUCAUGAAAAGAAACAUAAUUGAGCCCACAGUCAUUUUUUUCAUAUCUGUUGUACAUGUAGCUUGAAAUAUAAGUAGUUAGACUUAACGUUUCAUGAUCUGGUGAAUUUGUCUUUAGAAUGAAACUAGCAACGCAAGUACAACUAAUGAAAACAUUGGUGAUCCUGUACAUUGCCCAAGAAUGAGGACUAUGUUUAAAGGACAGGAGCAACUACUCACCUUCCAAUAUGUGCACCAUUUAUUUUAUUUCCUGUUAGUAUUCCUUAAAAGUAAUAUAAAAUAAUGGUUUGCUGAAGGUUAUUAACAUAAAAAAUGGAAAUGUCAGCUAUGUUUUUACAGAUAAUAUUGUAAAAUUUACAACUAAAUAAUUCAGAAUGCUUCAACGCAACUUUACUCUUGCGUCUGGUCUGUCAGCUGAUCUUAGUCAACAGUGUAUGUGUGUGCUAAAAUACUCUGACGAAAAAUAAUUUACAUUCCACUGGGACCAUGGAAGGACUGCCACCAGUCCAGUAUGGAUUGACAUAAUCGCUACACAAAAAAUUGUCAGGACUUCCCUUUAUUUAGAGAAGGUUAAAUCAAACAUCUAUGACUCUAAAAAGAGGUAAGAUUUUUAACUUGUAUCAAAUGAGGACUAUGCCUAGAAUAAUCUAAUCAGAAUUAAAAUACUUCAGCAGUUAGAAGUUUUCAAAUUAUGGAAACAUUACUGAGCGUAGAAAGAAACAAGCAAAACUGCAGAGCAAGAUAUUUUGGAAUAAUAGUAAGCAAAGCUGCAAA